CGCCUCCAGUACGCUCUUUAAUUCGCUAACGCUAGGUCUUGCAACUCGUUCAGUACUGUAACAGUUGUGGUGGCAGUAGCACUCGCUGUGACCCACUUUACCAUCCGUCGUAGGUCCGUAGAUCACCGGUGUACUUUUAGAACUACUACACUUACUCUCUGUGUACUUACUUUUAGUGCCUUAUUAACUCACUCAUUCAUCGUGAUAUUUUUUUUGUGAUAUUAGUAUAAUAAUAAUAAUAAUAAUGCCUGCGCCCAUACAAGAAACCAUCCAGGAAAACGGUAGUUUUCUGGAAGAAGAGGCCAUCGUGCCGCCAACGAAGAUGUUGGACCCGAGGGACUCGAUUUCCUCCAUCGACAGUGACGUGAGUCUUUCCUACGAUCGUAAGGGCAGCUUGGCGGACACCCAAGUGCCAGAAAACGAAGAUGAAGGAGCUCACAUGGCCGAUCUGUCUGAUAGCGCCUCCGAUACCGGAUCCGCGGGAGGCGGCAAGGAUUCCGGCUGCGAGGUCACUCCGGAAAUCACGGAGCCUCCCUUCACUCCUCCCAGCGAGGAGUUGGCCGAUAAAAUCUGUCAACAAGUGGAGUUUUACUUCUCGGACGCCAACAUAACCAAGGACGCCUUCCUGCUCAAACACGUCAAACGGAACAAGGAGGGUUACGUCUCGCUGAAACUGAUCUCGAGCUUCAAGAGGGUGAAACAUCUGACGAAAGACUGGCGGGUGGUCGCGCACGCCCUAAAACGCUCAACCAAGUUGGAAAUUAACGAGGCAGGUACGAAAUUGAGACGAUUAGACCCUUUGCCCAAAUAUGACGAGACCACCCCGUCUAGAACCGUUGUGGCCGUUCACAUGCCCAUCGAUAAACCCACCAUAGAAAACGUCGCGGAAUUAUUUAAGAAUUGCGGCGAAAUCGCUUUGAUCAGAAUACUGAGACCGGGCAACCCCAUUCCCGCUGACGUAAGGCAAUUCAUUAAUAAAAACCCUUCGUUGGGCGGAUUGGUGUGCGCCUUAGUGGAAUUUGUCAAUUCCGAGUCGGCCAGGAACGCCAUGCAGCUGCAAAACACCCUUGGGGAACCCAUGAAGGUUUACGAGCUUAAUAACGUGCCCCAUCCCGAAAGGAAGAAGAAGACAAACAAUAAGAAGACUAACAAUAACAACAAUAAUAAUAACAACAAUAUUAAUAAUAUGUACAAUAAGGGAUUCAUUUCGGAGUCUGAUUACAUUAGUUCGUCCUGUCAGAGCAGCUCGGAGGCCGAGGAUGUCAGGAAAUUUGAUCCUAGAGCCAAAAUGCGUAGAGGUUCCUCCGCCUUUCCCUCCCGCUACAUCGAACCGGCCGCCUGGCUCCAACGUCGCCUCUCCGCCUCCUCUACCGAAGCGAACUUCCUCUACAUGCCCCGUAGACUCUCUUACAGCUCCAGAGACUCGAGCGAGUCCAGUCUGUUUCUUCCACGUAGAAUGAGCGCGUGCAGCAUCUCCAGCAACGACAGUUUCUACAACAGAAGAAUGUCCUCCGUUAGUCAGACGUCGUCGUCGGAGGCAUAUUCUAACCGGUCCAGGAGCAACAGUUCCGCCUUCCAGAAUGGCGAGAACGUGCUGAGGAUGCCCAAGGGACCUGAUGGGAGCAAGGGGUUCUGUAGGCAGAGGCCCAGUUUACCUACGGUGGUGCAAUAAAUGUUUUGAGGAGGAGGAGGGUGAGAGUGAUGCCAAAAUUUGUAAAGGGGGCGAGCGAUUACACGACGGUUUCAUUUUUAUUCAAUUAUUCGAGGUUUAAAUUUGAAGCACUCGGUACAAUCUUCGUUUGAUCCAUUAAUUGUUUUAACUGAACUGUUUGUACGCGGUUCAAUAAAAGUUGUACGAGUGACGUAAUUCGCAAGAAAAUCAAAUAUGUUUAAUUUAAUCUUGAGCCCGACAUCAAGGUGAUAGUAAUAAAAAGUCAUUGUUUUUCGAUCGAGUUGUUUGUGUGGAAAAUUUACGAAGUCGAUCAAGGUUUUUGUAAGCCCGGUAUAGUCCGGGAGCUGAUGAUAGUUGAUGAUUUGAACACACCCGAAAAUAUGAUGCAUGAUCAUUGUAAUGCAACAAGAAUUUUACUGUAACAGUCGUAGUAUGCAAACGUUUUAUGGUAAAAUGGAUCACUGUAACGGUAUCGCAUUUUUUACAUACAAACAUGCUUAUUGCGAAUUCGGAUACCUAGAGUUCAUUUUUUCUUCUUACUUUACAGUUACACUAUAUUACAGUACGAUUAUAAUAUGCACUUUCUAUUUCAGAUAAUAUAUUCUCUAUAAGUGGAGUCUAUAAAGUAAAACCUCAUCGGAUCAAAUUAAAACGCGUUGUCCUAUAUUUCAGUGGCUUUCUCUUCAAGUUCACCGUCGCGAGACUCCAAUAAUUAUAAAAAAUAGACAUUUCACUUUAUUAUAGUCGAUUUUUGGUCAGUUUUUAUUUAAAACAACAACUCCCUAAUAUUCUAAUUGAAUUAUUAUGCUACAAACAAUCUCUUCUUAUAUACUUUCUAUUGGAUUCUUGUUUGAAUUCGAUAUAGUUACUGACACGGGAGAAAGCCGCUUAAAUUAUCCGUAAAUUAUUAAAUUCGUUGCUUUUAUAGUUUACUAUCGCCUUUCUUUUUUCACGGUUUGUGUUCUCGCUCGCCGAUUCUGUUUUGUUUUAAAAACAGUUAAGUUUCCGUUGUUUCGAAGGAUGUAGAGUGUUUAGUUUUAAGAUCAUUCUUUUUUUUUGUACAUAGUUUAUAUUUAUUGUACUUAUUUAUUUUAUUUUUUUUUAGUUAAUAAAUAUAGUUUUAAAGAAUA
Anthonomus grandis grandis is the source of this 2802-nucleotide messenger RNA. It is a transcript of the gene Achl, whose product is annotated as la-related protein 6. Bases 245 to 1672 code for a protein of 475 amino acids. Gene Ontology annotation, cellular component: nucleus. NCBI's taxonomy places the organism in Eukaryota, Metazoa, Arthropoda, Insecta, Coleoptera, Curculionidae. The transcript is spliced from 2 exons. Gene Ontology annotation, biological process: RNA processing. The record is from RefSeq and is a predicted model, not a curated record. Gene Ontology annotation, molecular function: mRNA binding.